GGGGUAAAUCACUUCCGAUAGGCCUCUACGACCAUCUCACGAGUUCAUCUUCUGUAAUACACGAGCCUUUUUUGUUUCUUUAUUUGGUUCCCCCUCCGCUGGAAUGAUCCUCAACUAUACUGGACGCAGUGCUCUUCUAGCAAGUGCAGCAAUGAGGGAUCGAACCCUGGUUGUUGGAGAGCGAGCGCUUAUCUCUGACAUUCCGACUGGCUCGCUGCGGCCAAAUUGAGUCUCAUCUGCUAACUUAACUUGAACUUGCACUUCGAUUCCAAUACGUCCGCAAUGGCGGACGAGUAUCCUACCCUGUUCCAUUCGGAACAGAUGAGCUUGGUGCAGCUCAUCGUUCCAACCGAAGUUGCACAUGACACCAUCGCAGAACUUGGAGAACUAGGCAACGUUCAAUUCAAAGAUUUAAAUCCCGAGGUCAACCCAUUCCAGCGUUCCUUCGUGAGCGAGAUUCGUCGCAUUGACGAGAUGGCUCGUCGUGUUCGUUUCUUUGCGAAUCAGAUCGAGAAGGAGAAAGAGACAGUAUCUAUUCGCCCCCUAUACGACUCCGCGCCUCUUGUCACCGUAGGCCCCCGUGCUGCCCAAACCAUCGACGAGCUUGAUGUCAAGCUGUCGGAACAUGAAGCUCGCUUGACGCAAAUGAAUGAGAGUUAUCAGUUGUUGAGUGAGCGAAUGAGGGAAUUAGUGGAGGCUAGGCAUGUUUUGAGGGAGACUGCUGUUUUCUUCGAGAAGGCUGCUGGUCAUGAAUCUGACAUUCGAGCUUCUCUCGAUGACAGCGCUGCCCCUCUGCUGCAACAUGAGGAUAGAGAGAACUAUCCUGGUCACGUCGAAUUCGACCUUGAGUUCGUUGCCGGAACGAUCGAGCGUUCCCGCCUGGAGACAUUCGAACGUGUACUCUGGCGAGUCCUCCGUGGCAAUUUGUACAUGAACCACACAGACAUUCAGGAACCCUUCGUUGACCCUGUCACUGGUGUUGAGACGCGCAAGAACGUCUUCAUCAUUUUCGCCCAUGGUGAGGUUCUGCUCGCCAAGAUUCGCAAGGUCGCCGAAUCAAUGGGUGCGACGUUGUACCCGAUUGACUCGAACGCGGAUAAACGUGUAGAAUCUCUCCGUGAGGUCACCGGAAGACUUGAAGAUCUUCAGGUUGUUUUGUACAAUACUGGGAACAAUAGGCGCAUGGAGUUGGUCAUGAUCGGCGAACAUCUUGCGAGCUGGCAGGACGUCGUUCAGAAGGAGAAGGUCAUUUACGAGACUCUCAAUCUACUGAACUAUGAUGUUCGCCGUAAAACGCUCAUUGCUGAAGGUUGGUGUCCCACUCGAGACAUUCCCAUGAUCCAAGUUGCUUUACGGCAUGCUACGGAGGAGUCGGGUACCAACGUCCCACCGAUCUUACACGAACUCCGUACCAAUCGAACACCGCCUACGUUCCAUCGUACGAACAAGUUCACAGAAGGGUUCCAGACCAUCAUGGAUGCCUAUGGUAUUGCUUCCUACCAGGAAGUCAAUCCUGGACUCUUCGCAGUGAUCACGUUCCCGUUCUUGUUUGCGGUCAUGUUUGGUGAUAUAGGGCAUGGCUUCAUCUUGUUCGUCUCGGCACUCUUCAUGAUCUUGAGGGAGAGGCAAUGGGCCAAGCAGGAUCUUGGUGAGAUUUUUGGGAUGUUCUUCUUUGGACGAUACAUCAUUCUGCUCAUGGGAGCGUUUUCGAUGUAUACCGGUCUGAUAUACAACGAUAUCUUCUCAAAGUCCUUGCAUCUCUGGCACUCUGGCUGGGACUGGCCUGAGGUACAUGCAAAUGAGACGGCCAUUGCCAUCUCCAAUGGUCAUACUUAUCUUUUCGGUCUUGAUCCUGCUUGGCACGGCGCGGACAACGCAUUAUUGUUCACCAAUUCAUACAAGAUGAAGAUGUCUAUCGUUCUUGGUGUUAUUCAUAUGACCUUCGCUCUCUGUUUGCAAAUCCCCAAUCACAUUCGUUUCAAGCGUUUCUCGGAUCUCUACAGCAACUUCAUCCCCCAAAUGCUCUUCUUGCAAUCUAUCUUUGGCUACCUCGUUUUGUGCAUCCUCUACAAGUGGUCCGUUGAUUGGGAACACUCUCCAACAGGACCUCCUUCUUUGCUGAACAUGCUGAUCGAUAUGUUCCUCAAGCCAGGCACAGUGGACCCCAACACGCAGCUGUAUCGUGGCCAGCCGACCGUACAAGUGAUCCUCUUACUUAUCGCUUUCAUCUGUGUCCCAUGGCUAUUGGUGACAAAGCCAUAUUUGCAGUACAAGGAGACACAGAAGAUCCAGGGACAAGGAUAUAUCGGACUUGGGGGCGACGAGAAUGCGGUUCACAAUUCAGAUGAAGUCCUCGAGGGAGAAGAAGAAGGCAAUGGCCGUGCGAUCGCAGAAGCGAUGGACGAGGAACACGAGCACCACGACUUCGGAGAAGUUAUCAUCCACCAAGUCAUCCAUACUAUUGAGUUCUGUCUGGGCUGCAUCUCACACACCGCCUCGUACUUGCGUCUCUGGGCGCUCUCGCUUGCACAUGCUCAACUGUCUGAGGUACUUUGGGAGAUGACUAUCGGGACGGUAUUGGGAAUGGAGGGUAUUAUCGGCAUAGUUGCCGUUGUGAUCGUGGGCUCUCUUUGGCUCAUACUCACAGUCUUCAUCUUGUGUAUCAUGGAGGGUCUAUCGGCCUUCUUGCACGCGCUGCGUCUGCAUUGGGUCGAAGCGAACAGCAAGCACUACGAAGCGGGGGGAUACCAAUUUACGCCGCUGUCCUUUGCAAAGCUGAACGAGAAGGAGUGAGGUGGCAGGUACAACCCUCGGAUAAUGUGCUCGGACUCCUUCUAUCUCAUGUAGUUAUUAAUGCAUGUAACUGGUAUUCCCAAUGUCCGGUAGUCAGCUGUAACCGAUGUCGGAGGAAACGAUGUGCUUCCCAUUGGCCCAG
Molecule: messenger RNA, 2935 nt
Organism: Somion occarium
Lineage: Eukaryota; Fungi; Basidiomycota; Agaricomycetes; Polyporales; Cerrenaceae
Source: the annotation of a GenBank genome assembly